GGAAGCCAGAGGAACAUGGAAGCAGGAUGCUGGGCUUGCAGGAACCCCCUGGAAGCUCGGGUUCUCUGGAAGAGAGAGUUGCAACUGUUGGACUCAGAAGUGUUGCUUUGUUUCAGGGUCAAUGUCUGUGGAGGGCAGUGCUGCCACGGCUGGAGUAAGGCCCCUGGGUCCCAGAGGUGCACCAAACCAAGCUGCGUCCCUCCAUGCCAGAAUGGGGGGAUGUGCCUCCGGCCUCAACUCUGCGUGUGCAAACCAGGGACCAAGGGCAAAGCCUGUGAGACCAUAGCUGCCCAGGACACCGCGUCCCCAGCCUUUGGAGGACAGAGUCCCGGGGCUGCACCCUCCUGGGUCCCUCCGGAGCAGGCAGCGAAACACGCGUCCUCUAAGAAGGCAGACACUCUACCCAGAGUCAGUCCCGUGGCCCAGAUGACCUUGACCCUCAAGCCGAAGCCUUCAGUGGGACUCUCCCAGCAGAUCCAUUCUCAAGUGACACCCCUCUCCUCGCAGAAUGUGGUGAUUCAUCACGGCCAGACCCAGGAAUAUGUGUUCAAGCCCAAGCACUUCGCGGCCCAGAAGGUGAUGUCGGGAGAGCAGUCCACCGAGGGCUCGUUCCCCUUCAGAUACGGCCAGGACCAAGGCGCUGCACCUUUUCAGUUGAGUAACCACACUGGCCGCAUCAAGGUGGUCUUUACUCCGAGCAUCUGUAGAGUGACCUGCACCAAGGGCAGCUGUCAGAACAGCUGUGAGAAGGGGAACACCACCACUCUCAUUAGUGAGAAUGGCCAUGCUGCCGACACCCUGACGGCCACGAACUUCCGAGUGGUGAUUUGCCAUCUUCCGUGUAUGAACGGUGGCCAGUGCAGCUCCAGGGACAAAUGCCAGUGCCCUCCAAACUUCACAGGGAAGCUCUGCCAGAUUCCAGUCCACGGUGCCAGCGUGCCCAAACUUUAUCAGCAUUCCCAGCAGUCAGGCAAGGCGUUGGGAACGCAUGUCGUCCACUCCACCCAUACCUUGCCUCUGACCAUGACCAGUCAGCAAGGGGUCAAAGUGAAAUUUCCUCCCAACAUAGUCAAUAUCCAUGUGAAGCACCCCCCUGAGGCUUCCGUCCAGAUCCAUCAGGUUUCGAGAAUCGAUGGCCCAACAGGCCAGAAGGUGAAAGAAGCCCAACCAGGCCAAUCCCAGAUCUCAUACCAAGGGCAUCCUGUCCAGAAGACCCAGACGGUCCACUCCACAUACUCCCACCAGCAAGUCAUUCCCCACGUCUAUCCCGUGGCUGCGAAAACCCAGCUUGGCCGGUGCUUCCAGGAAACCAUUGGGUCCCAGUGUGGCAAAGCGCUGCCAGGCCUUUCCAAGCGGGAGGACUGCUGCGGCACCGUGGGCACCUCCUGGGGCUUCCACAAAUGCCAGAAAUGCCCCAAGAAGCCGGCUUAUCAUGGAUAUAACCAAAUGAUGGAGUGUUUACAAGGUUAUAAGAGGGUUAACAACACCUUUUGUCAAGACAUUAAUGAAUGCCAGCUACAGGGUGUGUGCCCUAACGGUGAGUGUUUGAAUACCAUGGGCAGCUAUCGAUGUAUCUGCAAAAUGGGAUUUGGGCCGGAUCCUACUUUUACAAGUUGUGUUCCGGAUACCCCUGUGAUCUCUGAAGAGAAGGGGCCCUGUUACCGGCUUGUCAGUUCCGGAAGGCAGUGCAUGCACCCUCUGUCUGUCCACCUCACCAAGCAGCUCUGCUGUUGUAGCGUGGGCAAGGCCUGGGGCCCCCACUGUGAGAAAUGUCCCCUCCCAGGCACAGCUGCUUUUAAGGAAAUCUGUCCUGGUGGAAUGGGUUAUACGGUUUCUGGCGUUCAUAGACGCAGGCCAAUCCAUCACCAUGUAGGUAAAGGACCUGUAUUUGUCAAGCCAAAGAACACUCAACCUGUUGCUAAAAGUACUCAUCCUCCACCUCUCCCAGCCAAGGAAGAGCCAGUGGAGGCCCUGACCUUCUCCCGGGAACACGGGCCAGGAGUGGCGGAGCCAGAAGUGGCAACUGCACCCCCUGAGAAGGAAAUACCUUCAUUGGAUCAAGAGAAAACCAAACUUGAGCCUGGUCAACCCCAGCUCUCUCCAGGCGUUUCAACUAUUCAUCUGCACCCUCAGUUCCCAGUAGUAAUUGAAAAAACAUCGCCUCCUGUGCCUGUGGAACUAGCUCCUGAAGCUUCUACGUCCAGUUCCAGCCAAGUGAUCGCACCUACUCAAGUAACAGAAAUCAAUGAAUGUUCUGUGAACCCUGACAUCUGUGGAGCAGGACACUGCAUUAACCUGCCUGUGAGGUACACCUGUAUCUGCUACGAGGGCUACAAGUUCAGUGAGCAGCAGAGGAAAUGUAUUGAUAUUGACGAAUGCAGCCAGGCCCAACACCUCUGCUCGCAGGGACGCUGUGAGAACACGGAGGGAAGUUUCUUGUGUAUUUGCCCAGCAGGAUUUAUGGCCAGUGAGGAGGGGACUAGCUGCAUAGAUGUUGAUGAGUGCCUGAGGCCGGACGUGUGCGGGGAGGGCCACUGCAUCAACACCGUGGGAGCCUUCCGGUGCAAGUACUGCGACAGCGGCCACCGCAUGUCCCCGGGAGGACACUGCCAGGAUAUUGAUGAGUGUUUGAGUCCAAGUACUUGUCCGGAUGAGCAGUGCGUGAAUUCUCCUGGAUCUUACCAGUGUGUUCCCUGCACAGAAGGGUUCCGAGGAUGGAAUGGGCAGUGUCUGGAUGUGGAUGAGUGCCAGGAUCCAAAGGUCUGCGCCAACGGCACUUGCUCCAACCUUGAAGGCUCCUACAUGUGCUCAUGUCACAAGGGCUACACCCCGACCCCAGACCACAAACACUGUAAAGAUGUUGAUGAGUGUCAGCAAGGGAAUCUGUGCAUCAACGGGCAGUGCAGAAACACCGAGGGCUCCUUCAGGUGUACCUGUGGGCAGGGCUACCAGCUGUCUGCAGCCAAAGACCAGUGUGAAGAUGUCGAUGAGUGCCAGCACCAGCACCUCUGCGCCCACGGGCAGUGCAGGAACACGGAGGGCUCCUUCCGCUGCGUGUGUGACCAGGGCUACCGUGCGUCCGCCCUCGGGGACCACUGUGAAGAUAUCAACGAAUGCUUGGAAGACAAUAGCGUUUGCCAGGGAGGAGACUGCAUUAACACCAAAGGGUCCUACGAUUGUACUUGUCCAGGUGGAUUCCAGCUAAAUGACAAUAAAGGGUGCCAAGAUAUUAAUGAAUGUGAGCAGCCGGGACUCUGUGGUCCUCACGGAGAGUGCCUAAACACAGCCGGUUCUUUUCACUGUGUCUGCGAACAGGGCUUCACCAUCUCUGGAGAUGGCCGUACGUGCGAAGAUGUUGACGAGUGUGUGAACAACACUGUCUGUGACAGUCACGGGUUCUGUGACAACACGGCCGGCUCCUUUCGCUGCCUCUGUUAUCAGGGCUUUCAGGCCCCGCAGGAUGGGCAAGGGUGUGUGGAUGUGAACGAAUGUGAGCUGCUCAGUGGCGUGUGUGGCGAAGCCUUUUGUGAGAACGUGGAAGGCUCCUUCCUGUGCGUGUGCGCGGACGAAAACCAGGAGUACAGCCCCAUGACCGGGCAGUGCCGCUCGCGGGCCUCCGGAGACGUGGAGGUAGAGCAGCCCGGAGAAGAGAAGAAGGAGUGCUACUACAACCUCAACGACGCCAGCCUCUGCGACAACGUGCUGGCCCCCAACGUCACCAAACGGGAGUGCUGCUGCACCUCCGGGGCCGGGUGGGGCGACAACUGCGAGAUCUUCCCCUGCCCGGUGCUGGGCACCGCUGAAUUCACUGAAAUGUGUCCUAGAGGGAAAGGCUUUGUCCCCACUGGAGAAUCCUCUUACGAAGAUGGUGGCAGGGACUAUAAAGAUGCGGAUGAAUGCCUGCUUUUUGGACAAGAAAUCUGCAAGAAUGGCUUCUGUUUGAACACUCAGCCCGGUUACGAAUGCUACUGUAAGCAAGGGACCUACUACGAUCCCGUCAAAUUGCAGUGCUUUGAUAUGGAUGAGUGCCAGGACCCCAGCAGCUGCAUCGAUGGCCAGUGCAUUAACACAGAAGGCUCUUACAACUGCUUCUGCACCCAUCCGAUGGUCCUGGAUGCUUCGGAGAAGAGAUGCGUACGGCCAACUGAAUCACACGAGCAAAUCGAAGAAACGGACGUGUACCAGGACCUGUGCUGGGAGCACCUGAGCGACGACUACGUGUGCAGCCGGCCCCUCGUCGGCAAGCAGACGACCUACACGGAGUGCUGCUGUCUGUAUGGCGAGGCCUGGGGCAUGCAGUGCGCCCUCUGCCCCAUGAAGGACUCAGAUGACUAUGCCCAGCUGUGCAACAUCCCUGUCACAGGACGCCGGCGGCCGUAUGGACGGGAUGCCUUGGUCGACUUCAGCGAACAGUAUGCUCCGGAAGCCAACCCCUACUUCAUUCAGGACCGUUUUUUGAAUAGCUUUGAGGAGCUCCAGGCUGAGGAGUGUGGCAUCCUCAACGGGUGUGAAAACGGCCGCUGUGUGAGGGUGCAGGAGGGUUAUACCUGCGACUGCUUUGAUGGGUAUCACUUGGACAUGGCCAAGAUGACCUGUGUCGAUGUGAACGAAUGCGACGAGCUGAACAACCGGAUGUCCCUCUGCAAGAACGCCAAGUGCAUCAACACCGAGGGCUCCUACAAGUGCCUGUGUCUGCCCGGCUACGUUCCCUCCGACAAGCCAAACUACUGCACCCCCUUGAACAGCGCCUUGAAUUUAGACAAGGACAGCGACCUGGAGUAGGAGGACAUCGCCCCAGCCUAAGCCCAUAUACUCUGCACUGUGUAAAGGAAAAGAGAAAUGUAUUAUACUUGAGACAUUGCACCUGACCCGGCCUGUGGGAGGCACGGGCACGUCCUGGUCCCGCACGUCCUCGGACGGCAGUGAGGACUCGGCGUGGGCCUGACGGGUGCGGCAGACCAAAUGGACAUUUCUCGGGAAAACCAGUAUAUAUAGUCUGUUCAUAUGUAAAAUUCAGUGGAAAAGGGGAGGAGCAGUGCUGUUAUUUUAAACAGAAGGUUGUAUUAUUAUAUUGUUUGUUUAUUUUUUACUCUUGCUCGAUUAAAUUUGGCAUUUAAAUAGUGGUGGAAAUAUUUUAUAUAAUUUUCAUUUUUUCGGUUGUGCAGUUCCUUGGCUACUGUUUCUCUUUUCAUUCAGAUUUUUUUUUCCUCCUAAAUCUCAAGUGCACACGUCGUUGAUGAAAUGAUUGUGAGACUGUAUUGUAAGUAUUGUGACACAGGGUUAUGCUAUGCCUAAUUCAGCGUGUCUGUCCUGUGGAGCAGGCAGUGGUGUUGUUUCAAAACUUUUAUACACAUUUGGAGAAAAGUACUUUCUAUUUACGGUGUAUUGUCUGAUUUUAAUGUCCAUUCUUAGCCAAGCUGCUAGUAGGUGUCAGUUGGAUCCCUUUCCUGCAUUGAAAUAGAAGAAACAAUGAGCUCACAUGAGUAUUGUAAUGUGUGAAGUAUGCCCAGCGAAAUUUUUGGAAAACUUGAUGAUCUCAGCAUAUUUACCAUUGUAUGUUAAAACAAAAUAAAUCACCGUUUUUUUAGAAAAAAAAAUUCUACCGGAGA
Molecule: messenger RNA, 5609 nt
Organism: Miniopterus natalensis
Lineage: Eukaryota; Metazoa; Chordata; Mammalia; Chiroptera; Miniopteridae
Source: RefSeq, a predicted model, not a curated record